GCGACAACUGGUCAGAAUGUCUCCGACUCUGACAAAUGCCGUCAUGGGCCAGCGCGGGCGGUGAUUGGCGGAGAUGCUAGGGUUUAGGGCUGCGCCACUCGGUAGCGGGCGGACGGAUUGCUUGGAAAUCAACGUCGAAAGUUCUCCUGCCCGCCCGCGAGAAGACCUUUUUCCUUUUCUCCCUUUGGACCUCCCGACACCACCUUUCUCGACAACCCACCCCCAAGGAAGCCAACUUCCCAACCGUCAAAAUGGCCCGCCGUCCCGCGAGAUGUUACCGCUACUGCAAGAACAAGCCCUACCCUAAGUCCCGGUUCAACCGUGGUGUUCCCGACCCCAAGAUCCGUAUCUUCGAUCUGGGACGUAAGAAGGCCAACGUCGAUGACUUCCCCCUCUGCGUUCACCUCGUCUCCAACGAGUACGAGCAGCUGUCCUCCGAGGCCCUCGAAGCCGCCCGUAUUUGCGCCAACAAGUACCUCGUGAAGAUCGCCGGUAAGGAAGGUUUCCACCUCCGCGUCCGCGUCCACCCCUUCCACGUCAUCCGUAUCAACAAGAUGUUGUCCUGCGCCGGAGCCGAUCGUCUCCAGACCGGUAUGCGUGGUGCCUUCGGUAAGCCCCAGGGUACCGUCGCCCGUGUCAACAUCGGCCAGAUCAUUCUGUCCGUCCGCACCCGCGACUCCAACCGCGCCACCGCCAUCGAGGCCCUCCGCCGCUCCAUGUACAAGUUCCCCGGUCGCCAGAAGAUCAUCGUCUCCAAGAACUGGGGCUUCACCCCCGUCCGCCGCGAGGACUACGUCCAGCUCCGCCAGGAGGGCAAGCUCAAGCAGGACGGCGCCUACGUCCAGUUCCUCCGUGGCCACGGUCUCAUCGAGGAGAACAUGAAGCGUUUCCCCGACGCCUACGAGAACCUCUCCCAGGCUUAGAUGUCUGGUCGCCGGUUCGAGUGUUGAUGAUGGGGAAAAAGAAUGUUGAUUAGCAUUUUACAUCGUGUUCUUUCUUUUUUUUUUCUUAUAAUGUGAUCGGAAACUACCCUUUUGAGACCAUUAUGAUUCCCCCCCACCUUCUUCUGGCACAUGAAAGAAAAGAAAGAGAAUCCGUUUUCCCCUAAGCUGCUUGGUGUCUGGAUCUGUACGCUCUCGGAGUUGAACCGGAACCUGUGGUUCACGACGUAGACAAUACCUCCGCUCUGUAGACCCCGAUAACACCCUGCGGAUCCUCACGUCAUGACAGCUUUCCAUCCCCGUCUUACACUUACGAGGCAGCUCUCG
This is a messenger RNA of Aspergillus fijiensis CBS 313.89, 1268 nucleotides long. RefSeq names its product 60S ribosomal protein uL16. Gene Ontology annotation, cellular component: ribosome; cytosolic large ribosomal subunit. NCBI's taxonomy places the organism in Eukaryota, Fungi, Ascomycota, Eurotiomycetes, Eurotiales, Aspergillaceae. Gene Ontology annotation, biological process: ribosomal large subunit assembly; translation. The coding region runs from base 252 to 923 and encodes 223 amino acids. The record is from RefSeq and is a predicted model, not a curated record. The transcript has 3 exons. Gene Ontology annotation, molecular function: structural constituent of ribosome.